CAGUGUCGUGCCUUCGUCGCGGCAUCGUGUUACAUGCAUCGACCUAUUCACGUAGUGUGAAAGUUCACACAAGGUGCACCUGUAAACCGGUUUCCUUUUGAAGCGACUCUAGCGUCAGUCUGCUUUGGAUGUUGGAUAGAGCAAGGGAUAGAUUAACAUUGAACAACGGAGGGACCCACAAAAAUGGCGGAUAAAAUAAUAGUUCUCAUCACUGGCUGUUCAUCGGGGAUUGGACUGGCCACAGCGGAGCUUCUCGGCAAGGAUUCUGACCGUCGCUUCAGGGUCUACGCUACCAUGCGAGACCUGCUCGACAAAAACAAGGGGCCGUUGGAGUCUGCCGUCGGCGGGGAAGGUGCUGGGAUUCUUGGCGAGACGCUCUUCAUACGGGAGCUGGACGUGAGCAAAGACGGGGACCAACAGGGUGCGGUGGAUGCGAUAAUUGCAAAAGAGGGUCGCAUUGAUGUAUUGGUCAACAAUGCUGGGAUCAACUCGUGGGAUUCGACUGACACACCAUCGAUAGAGACAUGCCAGGAGGUAUUUGAUGUCAAUUUCUGGGGAGUGUCUCGUAUGAUGAGAGCUGUACUGCCCUCUAUGAAGGAAAGACGAUCUGGAAGAAUCAUCAACACCACCAGUAUAUACACUCUCGUAUGUCCUCCAUUCCAAGCCUACUACACGGCCAGUAAGUUCGCGGUUGACGGCAUGACCCAGUCGAUGGCCCCGCUGCUGAAGCUCUACAACAUCUGGGCCAUCCUUGUUCAGCCUGGCAUAGUCCUCACCGAGAUGACCAAAGGUCUGGAAAAUCCCAUAGAAUUCGUGACCAACACACCAAAGAUGGCGGGCUUCGAUAGCGUGGCUACAGAAGCAUUCGUAUACAACGCGACCCGUGAGCCGGUACAGAAAAUGGUCGGUGCAGUACAGGUACCAGACCAAGUUGCAAGCGUAAUCAAGGAGGCUGUGCUUUGUGAGAAGCCAAAGCUUUGGUAUCGUUCCAGUGAAUUCGUGGAGCAGGUGGCAGCAAGCAAGCUGGUUCAGCCGGAGGGAGACGGUAUCUACGAUUUGCUCUCUCCGAAACAAUAAUUAUCUGUUUAAAAACUUUACAUUGAGCUAUCGCGCAGUCAGCUACUGACUACCAUGGUAUUAAAACAAAAUUGACUCAUUAACGGUACGGGCAAAAAUCACGAUUUUUUUUUAAAGAUCCCUUAUGGAACAUAGCAGGAUAACACUUUUACCAGCAUAAUUUAAAAUGGCAAUAUUCAAACUAUAACUCUGAGGUCUCGAAAUCAAAUUCGUUAAAAAUUACUUCUUUCUCGAAAACUACAUUACUUCAGAGGGAGCCGU
This is a messenger RNA of Asterias rubens (European starfish), 1338 nucleotides long. Its product is annotated as retinol dehydrogenase 8-like. Lineage: Eukaryota; Metazoa; Echinodermata; Asteroidea; Forcipulatida; Asteriidae. Bases 184 to 1077 code for a protein of 297 amino acids. The transcript has 4 exons. Gene Ontology annotation, molecular function: oxidoreductase activity. The record is from RefSeq and is a predicted model, not a curated record.